Thamnophis sirtalis is the source of this 1059-nucleotide messenger RNA. The record is from RefSeq and is a predicted model, not a curated record. Lineage: Eukaryota; Metazoa; Chordata; Lepidosauria; Squamata; Natricidae.
CUCCCCGCUCUCUCCACCCGCAGCGGCUGCACUAUGGAGGGAGAGAGGAGGUGGGGCGCUCAGCUGGACGGAGGAGGCGGCGGCGGCGGUGACCGAAGCGGGCAACCAUGGACGGGUAUCAAGACUUUGCUGCAGGCCAGGCCUCUGUAGGAAAGCCCCCAGCUUAGCCGCCUCUGCUGCUGCCCCCGUCUCUUCUCCUGCAUUCCUCCGUGCAAUGACCCCGCGACAGCUUCUGUGAUGUAUGCGCCAGAGUGCAAGGCGGAGGUGACCCCUUCACACAACGGCAGUCGCACCUUCAGCUACACCCUGGAGGACCACACCAAACAAGCUUUCAACAUUAUGAAUCAGUUGCGCCUAAGUCAGCAACUCUGUGACGUCACCUUGCGGGUCAAAUACAAGGACAUCCCCCCGGCCGACUUCCAAGCCCACAAAGUGGUGCUGGCCUCCUCCAGUCCAGUCUUCAAGGCCAUGUUCACCAUGGGCCUCCGGGAGCAGGGUAUGGAGAUAAUCCCCAUUGAGGGCAUCCACCCCAAAGUCAUGGAGCGCCUGAUCGAGUUUGCCUACACCGCCUCCAUUUCCGUGGGCGAGCAGUGCGUGCUGCACGUUAUGAACGGGGCCGUCAUGUACCAGAUAGACAGUGUGGUGAAGGCCUGCUGUGACUUUUUGGUGCAGCAGCUGGACCCCAGUAACGCCAUUGGCAUCGCCAACUUCGCCGAACAGAUUGGAUGUACUGAACUGCACCAGCGGGCGCGGGAAUAUAUCUACAUGAAUUUUGGAGAGCAGAAACAAGUACCUGAUGUAACAUCUCCUUUUUUCCCUUGCAGGUACGAGCCGGAGCGUGAUGAAUGGCAGUCAGUGGCUCCUAUGCUGACACGGCGGAUUGGGGUGGGCGUGGCUGUGCUGAACCGCCUUCUGUAUGCCGUGGGGGGCUAUGAUGGCACGAACCGCCACAACACUGCCGAAUGCUACUACCCAGAGCGGGAUGAAUGGGAGAUGCUUGCAUCAAUGAAAACUAUUCGGAGUGGAGCAGGUAAUGCGCAGCAGCAGGAAUUGAAUUGA